Rotaria sordida is the source of this 348-nucleotide messenger RNA. Lineage: Eukaryota; Metazoa; Rotifera; Eurotatoria; Philodinida; Philodinidae. The record is from the annotation of a GenBank genome assembly.
AUGAAUGCUGGUUUUUAUGCUUAUCUUAAGUCAGAGUUCCUUGCUGCACAUCAUGAUUAUAUAGAAAAAUUUCAAGUUAUUGAACUUCAACAAGAAUUAACAACAAUACAACUACAUUUAACUCGUUUUCUUUUCUCCGAUUGUCUUGAAUAUAUGCGAAAAGCAUUCGAUCGUUAUAUAGUUGGUACAUGUUCAGAUGCAGCAUACAAAUUUGAUGAUACUCGUAGUGACCAACGUGAUAAGUGUGCAAAAUUAACUAAUGGUGUUGAAUGUAUUGAUACAAAAUGUCCAAUUUGUCAUAGUAUACUAUCAAUUAGAAAAUCCGAACAUUUAUCUCAUGUCGAUUAG